AUGAAGUUCACCCUCGCUUCCACCCUCCUCCCCCUCCUGGCCGCCGCUGCCCCCGCCCAGCAGCGCGACUCCAACUCUUCUACUCCCUCUACCUUCGGCAUCAUGUCCGCCCGCUCUGGCUCCCCCAUCCACCUCCUCCCUUUGAACGCCAACAGCGGUGGUUUCUACCUGGGCGGAAACACCUCUUCUUACUGCCCUAUCUCUUCCGGCUGCCCCGCUGGUACUGAGACCGUUUUUGCUGGUGAUGGCUCUUCUUUGGACGUCGAAGUCCCCGGCGGCCAACAAGUCUACGUCGCCCCCAGCGGUGCCCUGACCUUCACCGUCCCCCACUCGGCCUACAUCCCCGCGGGCUCUUCCACCGGCCCCUUCAAGUACACCCCCGGCAAGCCCUUCGGCACCUGGACUUUCACCGGUGCCGGUGCCACGGGCUUCAUGGCUUGCCCGGACGAGGGUAACAAGUGGCAGGUGUUCGCUGCUACUAAGAAUGCUACCGUGCCUAGUGGCAAUGUUCAGGAUUGUCUGGGCUUUGAUGCCCUGGCUGUUGCUACUAAUGGUUCGGUUGCUGCUUGGGAGUACAUUUAA
Molecule: messenger RNA, 582 nt
Organism: Aspergillus tubingensis
Lineage: Eukaryota; Fungi; Ascomycota; Eurotiomycetes; Eurotiales; Aspergillaceae
Product: putative IgE binding protein
Exons: 2
Coding region: 1-582 (193 amino acids)
Source: RefSeq, a predicted model, not a curated record